AGCGACUUCUUUAUCAAUCUGAUCCCAUCGAUCGUGUUAACUAUCGCGAUAAUAGCCUCAAACAGAAACAAUUCGGUCCGAAACUCUUCAUUACCAAUCACUGAUGUCAGUGAAACUCCUGCAAUAGGCCCUCCCUCGCUUUGGCGGGGUUGUCUCUCCGACGAUUCCCCGCAUAGAUGCCCCAACGAUGAUGUCGGAGAACACUCCACUGAGGGGCGGACAAGCUCGAACGACAAGAGACGAGAAGUAGACGUGAGGAAUAUUGUGUUUAUAUAAGACUCCGUUCCUUGCCAGACCACUGGAUCCGAGCCUUCAUUCUCCUCAAAACUACUCUUCGCAUAUUCGAGAGCCCAAGCCAAUAUUCAAGAUACCGACACUACAAGCAAGCACCAUGGCCGAAUCCAAGAAGUUGAAUGUUGGCGUAAUCGGCUACGGCUUGUCUGCCAAAGUGUUCCACAUCCCCUUCAUCAAGUCCACGCCCACGCUCAACCUCCACUCGAUCCUCCAACGCACCCCCACAGCCCAAGGCUCAGCUCCCGCCGACUACCCCUCCAUCCAACACCACACGUCCCUCGACUCCUUCCUCGCCGACGCUGCCCUCGACCUCGUCGUUCUCUCCGUCCCGCCACAAACGCACUUCUCCUUCGCCAAGCAAGCCCUCGAGGCGGGGAAACAUGUCUUCGUCGAGAAGCCGUUCGUGCCCACCUCGCAGGAAGCCGACCAGCUCAUCGCGCUGGCCAAGGAGAAGUCCCGUAUGAUCUGCGUGUAUCAGAACCGCCGCUGGGACAGCGAUUUCUUGACCGUGCGCAAAUUGAUCGCGGAGGGCACCCUGGGCAGGAUCGUCGAGUUCGAGACGCACUUUGAUCGUCUGAAGUUGGAGAAGCCGGCGUCGUGGAAGGGCGAGUUGGGGAUGGACCAGGGAGGAGGCGCGCUCUACGAUUUGGGGACCCAUCUGAUUGAUCAGGCGUACGUUCUAUUCGGCAUGCCGCGGAGCGUGUUCGCGAAGCUAGUGGAUCAGCGCGAUGGGGCGAUCGCCGAGGACGGGAACGACGUUCAUCCAGAUAGUGUUACGGCCCAGCUGUUCUACGAGGACGGUACGCUGGUCCAUGUUCGGAUUGCCAUUGUAAGCGUUGAGAAGAAGCAGUUGAGGUACUGGAUUCGGGGUACAAAGGGGAGUUAUCGUAAGUUGGGACUGGAUCCGCAAGAGGACCAGCUGAAAGCGGGCCUGACCGUUAACGAUGCUGGGUUUGGGUAUGAGGAGUCCGAGUGGAAUGGAACUCUCACGACGUUGGGUGAUGAUGGAAAGAUCGAGGAGAAGACUUGCCCCACGAUUGAGCCGGAGACAUAUGGAAAAAUUUACGAGCUGUAUACGAAGGCGCUGCACAGUGGGAAGGAGGAGGAUAUACCUGUGCCGGCCAGUCAAGCGAGGGAUGUGUUGAGGAUUAUCGAAGCUGCGAAGGAGAGUGCUAAGAAUGGGCGGGAAGUAAAGCUGUCGUAAGCUUAUUCCAAGUAGUGAUUAGGCCUAACAAAAUCGAAUCAUCCCAAGUACCUUCAUUCCCGUCUAAGCACAGAUCGUGCCAUGCGGUCUUGCAUGUCAUUCCUGAUGAAUUCGGUCUUGAUGAUUCCAUCAUGUGCAUCGACUCUAUCUCUUCGGAAAACCAGGCUCCUGCCGGUCGAUACUGGCAAAUAUACAUAUCGAUGUGGAGU
Pseudomassariella vexata is the source of this 1707-nucleotide messenger RNA. RefSeq names its product oxidoreductase domain-containing protein. The record is from RefSeq and is a predicted model, not a curated record. Bases 392 to 1498 code for a protein of 368 amino acids. The transcript is spliced from 2 exons. Gene Ontology annotation, molecular function: nucleotide binding. Lineage: Eukaryota; Fungi; Ascomycota; Sordariomycetes; Amphisphaeriales; Pseudomassariaceae.